AACGUGUUUUCAAAAAGGAAGCACAAAUAUGCCGCGUAACUUCCCCUCUAGUACUGUAUGGCCCCAUCAAAGCCACUCGCUGACUACUUACCAGUAAAAUGGGGUUGGACGGUUGUCAGAUUAGCUGACAUGUUUUCUGCCAACACAACCAUAAGCAGUUGUCAACUCUCAAGACUAAAAGAGCUUGCGAAGAAAGUGAGAAACCUUGGCUAUGAAAGCACAUGAAGCGUCAGAACAAAAUCGAGCAAACUUGGACCUAGAUUACCAGUGUCUGCUCCAGAGCCGGGUCAGUGGCCCUGUUUGUGAGUACUUGGACCUUUUGGAAAAAGAACACUGGGUUACCUGAGACCCGGUCGGAAGUCCUGUCGAGUACUAUACUUUUUUAUACCGUUCGAGGGCAUACCGCCACUGACAGGCUGCAUACGCGUGCAGAUGCGUGCGGCCAGAGUGCCCAGUGCGAGUACGUUCAUACAUGUACAUGUACAAUCAUGUACAUCAGGAAGUCGAAAGUAAGUUUACGACUCCCUGACACACAGUAGCCGCACUUGAACGCAUCUGGCUCUGGCCCAGUGUUGCAGGAAUUGUGCCAGGUAGACGUGUACCCGGUUUGUGUUAAAUCUUAGAGCAGGUACUGCAUACCCUAUCAUAUCUGUGUACAUGGGUAGACAGAGUCAGUGUUGUUGCGUCCCACUCAGCACCCUUCUGGUUCAUUUCGGCACCAGCACUCUUUGCGUAUGCAGAGUUGAGUAGAGUGCAAGUUCGGACCACAAGUACACUGCAGCGGCUAGUAGCAAACCUAACCUGUGCCGUGAUGCCCGGCACGUGUGUGCAUCUACUUCAUCCCUGAGUAACACACCUGGUAUAUUGUGCACAAUAGGGCACAGUAAAUAAUCAGCAUGCAUCGCAGUUUUCUGCAACAUAUUCCUGAAGUCACUUUACACCUCAGAAGAAUUGCGUCGCUGACUGGAAUUCGAUACCGGUUUAGUUUCUCUCUGGGUCAUUAUCAAUCAUAGAAAACCCGUCAUACAAUAGGUUCAAGCUAAAGUACCGUAUCACCAUGGUAAUUACCUGGAAAUUCGGUGUGUUUUCUACGUUUUUGUUAAACAAGCAGCAAUGUGCAACAGAAAUUACCAUGGUGAUAGAGUAGAUGACCGUGUGAAGCGGUGUGAGAUGCAGCAAAGCUUGGUGACAUCGUCCAAGAUCGACAGGGAUGGCGGGUCACCUGCCGUGACGCUGUCGACGCUAUUGUCCAGUCCCGCAUGGAGCCUGUGGCGAAGCCCCUCAUUUGUGGCACUUGUGCGCGCAGUUUUCGUCGGCCACAGGAUAUUGCGACGCACAAGUGUAACGCUGUUCGCGCGGCCCGCGCGCGCUGAGUAUGGCGUUCCCCGUCCGGUGGACAACACGUCUCCUGGUCUGCCCCGUAUGGGGCCACAUAGCCAGUCAUGGCAGUGGAAGAAGGAAGGAAGCUUUCACUGUCCAGGAGCGACACUGACUCGCACUGCUAUCUGGUGCUCACGAGGUGUUUGUCGCGCUGCAAACGGAGCGUCUCUCAUUAGGCGAUUUGAUCGCAGGACGAGAGAGGAGCUGAUGGACGAUCUCUCCAAUGUUCCACUUGGUUCGGAGCGGCGCCGAGUGCUGACGUUGGGACUUGGCCAUUCAACUGCAGUGCCAGUCUGGCUACCUGCCCUGCCUGCGUUCCAGCCUGUGGCUGUAUCCUGCCAUCACAGCGCUGCGACGGUGUUUGGUACGACUGUGCUGAUGGCUCUGAUGCACAGUACUGCCCAGGCAAGGUCACACCAGCUCCAGGUCAAGCGACUGCCAGGUCCUGUCACCACCGGCACUGGGCUCAAUGACCGUGAACGGCUUGAUGUUCAGCAACACGACCACGUUUGUGUGCAGUCUCCCUAUGUCCUUAUGGGCUCGGCCGUGUGUACUUGUGAAAUCAACGGCCAGUGGAGCGGUGUGCAGCCAACUUGCGUCCUGACGACUGCUGCUCUGAGUGCGGCCAGUGACGAGCUAGUCAAGGACUCCGUCUCAGAACGCAUGACACAAACGUGUUAGCUCCUGCUCCAUGCCCAUUGUUGGAGCGACAGUCCUGGAAUCCAGAGUUGCAAGUGAGGUGGUGAUACGGCAAGCAGACGGUGGCAAAGUACGGCUUAAAAGCUCUACAUCUGGCAAGUGGCCGGCAUACCACCCCAAUGGACAUCGGAACAGUACACGUAGAGUAGCAUCUCUACGUGACAGGGUAUGAGCGCAAGCCAGUAUUGCCAAGCACUGGGGACCUUUGGCAAUCUGAAGAAUGUUUUGUCCGAGAAUCGAUCCUUGGAUCUGUGGCGUUGCAGUUGUGGUGCUCCCGACCCUCUUGCGCGAUGGCCGCGGAGACCUAGCGAAAAGGUUCGAGACAUACGGCAUCUCAAUAUCUUCCACCACAAUCAGUACAUCAGCACCACCAUCGAGUGUAGCGACAUCAGCAAUAGAAGACGCACAUGAUAUCAUCCACCCUUACGGCCUUAGCGAAGACCCGGGAAUACCUGAGAAGAUGUUAGCCGCAACUUUACUGGAGAAGUCGUCGGUGACAACAGCACUCCAUAUUUUAGCUGCAUGCAGUUAGGUCUCUCAACAAGUGUACCCAAAGUUUUCAAGCUAAUACACAAGCAAAUUCACUAGGGGCCGAGUAUAUUUUCCUACACCUCUCCCUGUUUGUUGUUGUUAUUUCUGCAUUCAAAUUGUUUGUGUACCUGUACAUUUAUUACAGUAGAGCCACGCAUCCACAGCUGUUGUUUCCAAGGGGUCAGGCUCGUCAGUUAUACAAAACCUUUCAGCAAUCUGGCCUUAGGCUUAGUUCCUUGACUUCUUGUACCACUUUCUUAGAUGCACAUCCCACUGGAUAGUGAGCAAUACGUGUGUAGCAGAAUCUGUAUUCCAGAAAAGCAGAGACUCGAGUCUAUUGACACUGCGUUUCUUUUUAAAACGUUAUUGGCUGUGGUGUACCUAGAGGUAUACACGUACAUUCCUGGGUCCCACGUUCUGUGACGCCCGACUGUAUUCGUGGUGCCUCAACAACUUUUAA
Molecule: messenger RNA, 3070 nt
Organism: Sycon ciliatum
Lineage: Eukaryota; Metazoa; Porifera; Calcarea; Leucosolenida; Sycettidae
Exons: 9
Coding region: 1114-2061 (315 amino acids)
Source: RefSeq, a predicted model, not a curated record